This is a messenger RNA of Rhinolophus ferrumequinum (greater horseshoe bat), 6235 nucleotides long. RefSeq names its product pyridoxal kinase (gene PDXK). Gene Ontology annotation, cellular component: cytosol. Lineage: Eukaryota; Metazoa; Chordata; Mammalia; Chiroptera; Rhinolophidae. The transcript has 11 exons. Bases 143 to 1081 code for a protein of 312 amino acids. The record is from RefSeq and is a predicted model, not a curated record. Gene Ontology annotation, biological process: pyridoxal 5'-phosphate salvage. Gene Ontology annotation, molecular function: pyridoxal kinase activity.
GCGGGACCUGCAGGUUCCCAUCAGCACCGAGGUCUGGCGUCCUAGCCGAGCGCCUGCGCGGAGCCGGGCCCGAGCGGAGCCUGAGGCCGGCGAGCGGGGACACGCCGACGCGCCCGGCCCCGCGCCGCCCCGCCUGGCCGGCAUGGAGGAGGAGUGCCGAGUGCUCUCCAUCCAGAGCCACGUCGUCCGCGGCUACGUGGGCAACCGGGCGGCCACGUUUCCGCUGCAGGUUUUGGGGUUUGAGAUCGACGCUGUGAAUUCUGUCCAGUUUUCAAACCACACAGGCUACGCGCACUGGAAGGGCCAAGUGCUGAACUCCGACGAGCUCCACGAGCUGUAUGAAGGUCUGAAGCUGAAUGACGUGAAUAAGUAUGACUACGUGCUCACAGGUUACACGAGGGACAAGUCCUUCCUGGCCACCGUGGUGGACAUUGUGCGGGAGCUGAAGCAGCAGAACUCACGGCUGGUGUACGUGUGCGAUCCGGUGAUGGGUGACAAAUGGAACAGCGAAGGCUCUAUGUACGUCCCAGAGGACCUCCUUCCUGUUUACAAAGAGAAGGUUGUGCCAGUUGCAGACAUCAUAACUCCCAACCAGUUCGAGGCUGAGUUACUGAGUGGCAGAAAGAUCCACAGCCAGGAAGAAGCAUUAGCGGUGAUGGACGUGCUGCACUCCAUGGGCCCCGACACCGUGGUCAUCACCAGCUCCGACCUGCCCUCCCCGCGGGGCAGUGACUACCUGAUCGCGCUGGGGAGCCAGAGGAUUCGGCACCCCGACGGCUCCGUGGUGACGGAGCGGAUCUGCAUGGAGAUGCGCAAGGUGGAUGCCGUCUUUGUGGGCACGGGCGACCUCUUCGCCGCCAUGCUCCUGGCGUGGACGCAUAAGCACCCCAACAAUCUCAAGGUGGCCUGUGAGAAGACCGUGUCAGCCAUGCACCAUGUUCUACAGCGGACCAUCAAGUGUGCAAAAGCCCAGGCUGGGGGAGGACGGAAGCCCAGCCCGGCGCAGCUGGAGCUGAGGAUGGUCCAGAGCAAAAGGGACAUCGAGAACCCGGAGAUUGUCGUCCAGGCCACGGUGCUGUGAGGCCUCGUGUGUACGUGCCUCCUGACACAGUGGCGCUGUCUCCAUCUCCAUCCCUGUGAAAAAUGUAACGUCUGCCUUAGCGCUGUGACCGAAACUUGAUAUUUUUUUUUCUUUAGUGAGUGUCCAGCCUCCACUGGUCUUAAUUGUGAAAAUGUGCCGGUCAUGCUUUUUGAAAAUAACAAAUCAAUCUCAAAUUUGUUAUUUGGAAACCCAGCUCCCCCUGCCCCACCUCCACCACCACCCCGAAGGCUCUUGGACCUGCCUGGAAAACCAGCUCUGUGGCCACUCUCUCAGGGGUGUCCUGCCUAUCCUGGGAUAUGUGGUGGGAGGGGCUGCUGCCCCCUAGAGAGUCACAUUGGCUCCCACCGUGUGGGCUGGGCCAGGAGGAGGGGGAAGCCUGUGUCUCUGCAUCUCUGAGAACAAGCUUGGUGUUAACCGUUUGCAUUCAGAUGAAUUAUGCCAAUUACCUUUAUUGUCAUUUCUGACCUUCCCUCUGCUUCAGGACUUUUGUUUCUUACUUUGCUCCUCAGCAGGUCCCUGGGCAUUUCAGAUAUUCUGCUUCUGUUUCACCUGUGGACAGGUUAAUGCCUGCUGGCCCAGACACACACAGGCCUGCACAGUCACUUUGGCAGGGACCUUUCCAGGACCCUGAAAAUUCAAGACGGUCUGCACAUCUCAGCGGGACCACUCUGUGACCCACAAGUGUCUCUAGGGACCUGCUGAGCGAUGCACAGAGGCCAGUAAAGAGAGGGCUGGUGUGCGGCCUGGGGCGCCUGUGGGAAGAUGCCACGUUGGGCUCCUUUUGGAAAACUCACCUCGUUUAUAGUACAACGGGUUAAACACUGCGUGUUUGCCACUUGCUGCUGGUGACAAACGCAUCAUGUCACAGAGUUAGUGUCCAAACAGGCACAGAGGGCAGAGGUGGGCUGUGUAGGCCCAGCGCCGUGGUGACUCUGGCUGGUCCCUACGCCUACCCUGUGGGUCAGGCUGCAGGCCACACCUACUCUUGCGGGGACCAGAGUGCCAGGCUCUGCCGCAGGGCUCAGAGAAGCCUGGUCCCCCACGGUGGGCACAUUUCACCCCGAGGCCCUGGCACUAGUCCAGUUGUCCACGGCCAGCGUGACCCCCGUGGUCCCCCUUACCCAGAAUUUUGAGGUCCCCCAGGCAUGGCUGCAGACAGGGGUGUCCAUCCUGACAGAUUCAGCCUGCCUUGAUCUCAGUACCCACCCCCCACUCUGGGGGUGCAGAGGUUUGCCUCUCAGAAGCCCACAGCCUGGAGGGGACAGGGAGACUAUAGAAUAUAGGGGCCCAGAUGUGGCCCCUGGGAAAUCACUGUGAGGGCAGCCCUGUUCCCCCUUCCACGGCUCUGUGCCCACAGGCAGGCCCUCUCCCGGAGCCUGCACACCUCCCCAUUAGUGCAUUCUUCACUGUAGAAAAUGCCCUGAAAGAAGAGAAGCCACUCCCCCGAACCCACUGCACCCUCCCUCUGUCUUUCUUCCCACUCUGCUCACUUCUAAAUGUCUUAAUUCUCACGCAGUAGUGCUCCCAGCAGUGUGUGCACAGGUUCAGGGCAUCUGUGUCCCUGUCAUGUGUCCUGGUUUCGUGGGGACCAGCCAGAGUCACCCAGGCAGGGCCCUGCGCCUGCCCUGCACCUAUAAUGGAAAACACUGCCAAGUAGAGCUGGGGAGACGGCAGUGAGCAAAGCCUUUUCUUUCCUUCUUUUUUGUUUUAAUAUUGAAAGCCAGUAUAGAACUGGGGAAAGAACCUAAAUGUGUCUGUUUUCCAUGAGGUGAUGAAAACCCACCCGGAAAGUACGGUUUGGGGCAUUAGGCUUGCUCCGUGCACGCAGCGAACCUGAGCGGAGACACUCAGCAAACGCUGCUCCAUUCUUGGUUCCUUAGCUUUAUUUCAGAGGCUUGGCCCCGCCUUAGAUUUAAUCCUUUUACUUCCCUUUGUUAAGCAUAGAACGAUGAGAAUUAGUCCACCCUUAAAGCUUCUGUAGACAUGGCCCGCCUUUCUCCUCUGUCCUCUUUGACUACUGGAAAGCCAUGGAGAGAUGAGGUGGCUGAGCCCUCUGAACUGAGAAAAGGAAAUCAGGGCUCCCGAGACGAGCAGCUGGGAGGCGUGUCCCCCGUUCCCACUCUGUCGCUGUGCCUGUGCUGUCUUAGGCUGGUUUCUACCUGCACGUAUCCCAUCUGUGCUGACAACGGCGGAGGCCCCCGGCUUUCUCUGUGUAGAAUGUCCCAUCCAGAAGUCACCCCGGCUCGUUGGCAGUAGUUUCUGGUACAGUUUGGGUCCAAAUUAGAAUUAAUCUUUGUUUUCACUUUCCGUCGUUUAGUAACAUGCAAAAUGAUAAUGUAUGUUAACAUGGGAGGUGGAUGGGCUUGGAGCCGCCUGUUUGUCAGAGUGUAGAUGUCAGUACUUACCAGUUUUUUCCAACCUCCUGUAGACGUUAAAGAUGAAUUAUAAAAUAUCCCUUUUUCUUAAGUCAUUGCCAAGCUCUGCUGCGGUAAUUGUGUUAGUCUGUGUUAUUUUUGCAGUAUAUGUCAGUGAUGGUGAAAACGAUGCUUUGCUGUUCCGUUCUGCCACUUGUUAAAGCCAGUUUUUAAAACGUUUAAUUUUCCAAUGGACCUGCACUGAUGAGUAAGGGGAGGGUGUUUUGAGUGUUGAGCGCCAGAGCGUGCGGCCUAUACCACGAUGCCUGUGUCCUGUUGGAAAAGUCACCGCCCCACUGCCACCAUCCACGGUGACGAAAGAAACUCCAAAUGCUGCUGCUGCAGGCCCACCUGGGGAUGAGGCACACGGGCCUGGGAUUGUGGAUUUCCUGCUUGGACCUCAUGUUCACUCCUCGGUUGAAAUGUACGAAAGAGGAGGUGAGAGCGUCUGGCCCGUGGACCUCCAUGCACGCCUGCCUUUUCCUGCCCUUGGAUGGGCCCACCUGCUUGGGGUGUCGGGGUCCCCAUCUGUGAGUCAGAGAUGCCCGUGACCAUGUGACUGGGCUGUGUUCAAUGCCAGAAUAGCCAGCAAUCUCUGUCUUCCUUCUCUGCCGCCCGCCUGGUCUCUCCAGCCUCCAUGAACACUAACAGGGGCACAGGGGUCAUCGCGGGAGCCUCCCGCCCCCCAGUGCCCUCCUGGGCCCGAAGGAGGGGCAGGGAGUUUGUGAAUGAGCACAGUGGGGCAUGUACAGGUGGGGGUGCUGUGAGUGGCCCUGGCUCUCAGAGUCUGGGUGGCAGCCGUGUGGCCCCCAGACGGGGCACUGCUGGUCAGCCCAGCCCUUCUCAGUCCACACCACCAGGCUGCAGGGGUCGCCUUCCCAUCUCGCUGUGCGGCUCUGCAUUGAUAUCCGGAGAGCCGGCUCCCAUGCUGCCAGAGGGAGCAGGUCAGAUGUACGUGCUGUGUGGGUGCUCAGAAGGACCCCCGUCUGGGGAGGGCCUCUCUGGGAGGCCAGGUCCACUGCCCCUCGCCAGGGCAGCCUUGAGCUUGCGCCCCGUUGGUCUGGAUGGCCGUCGUUCCCCCAGGAGACCCCUACUGUCUGCAGAUCUGCCGACACGCACUGUCACGCGGCCUUGCCUCAGUGAUGGAGAGCCCACUCGUGUGUCCUUGGAGCUGUGUGCACGGUUGGUAUGCCUGUGCCACAGCCACUUUGUGACGUGCGGAAUCAGGUGGCUGGCAGGUCUGCAGGUGAGAAAAACAUCAUGAGAUCCUGCAUGUUUUUAGAGAGGCAGUUCUGUGGUUUCAGCAUCCAGCCGCGUCUGCCAGCCUCUGCCUGCAGGCGGCAUCGCGAGGGCACAGGAGAGUGGCAGGCAGUCAGGGGUCUCUGGCCCCCCAUCCUGGUAGGUUGCAAACAUCAGUUCCCCCUUCUGGGGGGUGUUUCUUUAGUGUGGAAGUGUUUCUGUCCAUUGAUGGGAACCAAACUUGCAGUCUGUGCCUCUGAGUGGGAGUGGGGGGCCUGUAUGUACCCCCUCCCCCAGCUCUGGAGGCCCCUCCCAGCAUCACCCAUCACCCCCACUGAGAAACCCCAACCGGGAAACCCCCACCAGGGUGUGCGGCCACAAGGCACAACUCCAAUUCCUAAAAUUGUGGGUUCUCAUCGUGUGUCUUCCUGUGGACAUCUGCAGUUUAUUCUUGGUACAAAACGUUUUCUGUGUAAGUGAUUAAAAAACGUCUUCGCAUUCCUGCCUUUCAUUAGAGGUUUGUACUCAGCACAAUGUAUUCAUUCUGUUUAUAAAAAAGCAUUGAAUGAGUAACUUUAGGUCAGACUUAGACAAUAUUUUUAAACUUUGUAUUAAUGGAAAGUUCUCCCUAGAAUUUUCUUUUUAACGACUGGCAAAGUCAACAGGUGUUUCCAAAGCUUUCCCACCGUCCAGGCCGAGAAGAACCUUGUGCUUAAAGCGGGCCCCUCAUCCAUCGCUGCCCCCACAUGGGUGAGCCUCGGUGGGGGUCCCCGAGCUUCAGGGUGGUCAGACUGAACGAAGCCCCCAGCCGCAGCCUGCCCUCCACCCCCGCCCCACACCACUGUGGGCAAGUGCCAGUCUUUGUGCCACAGGAGGCCCGUUCUGGUAGGAGAUGGCUUCCUGAAGCCAUGGGCCACUGUCCCUGGCCUGGGGCACCGCUGGCCUACAGAUCUGCUCUGACACCUGAGAGCAAGGGCCAGCCUUCCUGGUAGUGCCACCUGGAGCCCGUGCUGGGACCCUUGUCUUGGUGACCGAAGGGAGAGGUAGGUGUUAGUAUCGGGGGAACCGGAAACGAAUUCUCCGUGUAGGACGGUGGUGUUGUAAUGCUUUUAAUGUUAGCUGCGUACAUUCCGAUUUAGAAUUUUAGUUGGCAUUUCAACCGAUGACUGUAAAACUGGACCAACAGAAAGACUGAGGUGCUGACUCAGGCCCACUAAUGCUGGCCUUGCCCUUCCUGGAAACGAGCAUGGAUUUUGGAGGCAUGUCGGGGCGUGAUGCAGCCUCGGGACAACGCACAUCGCCCCUGGGUCCCGGCUGUGAGGGGAGAUGUCUCUGUGAGGUUCAGGCAGUUCCAUCAGCCUGUGGCAACCAGCCCCGCCCCCGCACGUGGACGUGUUUGUAAAGUGUCUGUUGUAGAGGCCUGUCUGCCGGUCCUGGCGACUGCUGAUUCUCACAAAUAAAUAUUUUCAUGGUGAUUGUG